GUCACUCACAGGGAGCAGCCAGGAAGAACAACACAGAGGAAGAGUAGAAGAAACUAUCAUCACCAGGUUUUUUUUCCAAAGAAAAGUAAAAUGAAGUUGAUGUUCAGACUUCCUCUUUUCUAUUUGUCGCUGUGCUUUACAGGCCAGACAUUAGGUGUCAGGAUCGAUUCUGUCCCAGCCACCAACAGUGAGGGAGUCAUACAGUUGGAGGUGGACAUGACAGUCUCUCUGGUUUGUCACUCUGAAGGCGUCUCUGAGACCGAGCAAGAGCUGGUCUGGCUGAGAAAUGGUGCUGCAGUCAGUCUGAAGGAGGGAAACACAAAAAGCAGCAGCAAAGUGUGCAUUACACCUGUCAUCCGUGAAGAUGACGGAGCCACUUUCACCUGUCGCCUCAAGAAAAACUCCACAAUCGGCAGCUCAAUCACCCUUGAUGUCACAUACCCCCCUGAGCUCUCUGGUUCACAGGAGAUCACUGUAGAAGAGGAGGAGAGACUCGUCCUAAGCUGUGAUAUCCAGGCUAAUCCACAGGUCACCUCUGUAUCCUGGAUGCUCAAUGGGACUACAGUGGAUCUUUUAGAGGGCAUCUUCACAGUGACCAGUGACGGAUUUACAAACCAGCUAGCCACCAGUAGUGUUGAGAGAAGCUUACAUGAAGGCACCUAUCAGUGCAUAGCGCACUCCUCCAAGUAUGGCCAGUACACCAGAAUCUUCCAUGUCACUGUAACAGAUAAAACCAUGAAGUUCCCUCUGAUGCCCAUCAUAGCCGGGAUAGUGGUGGUGUGUCUCACUGCAAUUCUUGCUGUUGCUUCACGAUGGAAGAAAAUCACAAAGUGCUGCAAGUAAUAUGUGGCCAAAACAAUCAGCCAUCUAUGUUUCUCUAAGAGAAAGAAGACAUGAAGACUUCACCUCUAUGUUUAAUGUGCACUGAGCUGUAUUUUUUGUAUUUAAUUAUAUUAACCAUUAACUUAAAUAAAGUUUGUAGCUCUGGUAAAUUGAGUUUGUAGACCAUUACCAGCCUCAUAUCUGAAAAUUGAAAAUGAAGCUUGUGGGCUUAGCUUAGCACAAAAAACAACAAAGAGUUGAAUCAAGGAAAAAGCUAAGCAGACACUGUCCAUAAGUAACCCAAAUAAAACCACUUCCUGCUGGUGUUUACAGAUCUAUGGAUACUGUAAACCAACAUACAGUCAUAUUUUUAUUUACUCUGUUGUAUCUUGAGAAUGACUCGUCACCCUCACCUCAUGUGUCAUUAUGUCAGGUCAACAAAGUUAGUCCUGUCACAGUGAUGAUCGAGAUCUUGAAAAAUACCUUGAACUAAUGUGUUGUCCCAGUAACACUAGAGUUGUUGUUCUGAGAUAUCAAGAUAAAUAAGUCAGGAUGGGGAAACCAGCUAUAAUUUACCUAUUGCAGAAAAACUGAAAAUAAGAUAAACAGCAUGCCCUCUUUGGGCUUCUGUACAAUGCAGACAUGCAUCAAUACAUUGUAUUUAUCCUGUUUUUUUUUUUUUCUUUGCUAAAGCAAAAUUUUAAGGUUAAGGAGCUAGUUUGGAUAUCUUAUGAUCACAACAAAUAUAAAUUGUAAAUUAUAAAUUUACAAGUAAAAAAAUAAAAUUUACUUGUAAAAAAACAGGGUUAUUGUUUUAGAUAACAAGACAUAUAUAGGCUAAGCUGAGAUCUAAAAAAAAAAAAUGAACAUGAGUUAAAUGUAUGGCAGGGGUGUCCAAACUAUGGCCCGGGGGCAAAAUGGGACCCUUGGCCCAUUUUGAAUUUGUCCACAUCAAAUUCUAAAAAAAAAACAAAAGAAAGAAAGAAAUAUGGUCAAACAUGAUGCUCGUGCGCUACAUCUUGGUUUCAGUAUUAAACAGUGCUUACAUAAUAAUUCUGUAAACAAACAUUUUGACCAGAAGAAUUUAUUGAUGUGCUUUUUUCAGGAUUAAACUGAGACAACGCUGUAAAAGGUAAACAUAUUGACAGCUAGUCUUCCCAUUCUAAAGCAUAUGGUGUCAUUAUCAUCCAUACCAGGGCCAGCAAGGGCCAACCAGGGCUCCCCUGAAAUCUGACUGGCCUAUUCAGCUAUUAAUUAGCCAUUUAGGCAUAUCUAGUCACUAGUGCAUCUUUAAGUUGGACUGGAUUUACCAAUGUUAAUAUCUUGAAGGUGAGAUAUGAAAGUGGCCCCAUCAUCCUUAUAAUUUUCUGUGUGGGGCCCUGAUGUAUGGUUACAGGUCCACUUGGACUUUCCUAACAAAAUGAACAAAUUGAGUCAAAUAAUGUGAAUCACUGAGCUUUACGGGAUGAGAGUUUUAACACUUUAAGAAGGAACCAGGCUAAGUGUUUCCAUUUGUUUCCUGUCUUUGUGCGAUGCUUGGUUAUGUUAUGCUAACUAUAUGACACGUUUACCAUAACGACAUGAAAAUAUCUCGUAGUAUUCAUGUGAGCAAGAAUAGGCUGGAAUAUCUGUAAAGAUUUAAAGAUGACCUUGAACAGUGUUUAGCACCCUGACCUUGAAAAUUAUAUUUUAAAGGCUCUUCUCCCUUUUCCUCAUGGGUUCCUUCACAAUAAAAGUGUUUUGUUUCAUCCCAAUGAAGGUCUGUAGUUUUCCUUUUUGCUGUGAACUUUAACUCCUGACUCAACAAUCCAGCCCAGGAUUGUUAAAAUCGUGUUAUACAUUUACUCUUAAUGAGACAGAAGGACAACCAAGUCAUCAUGAGGGUCAAGGUCUAGCUUUGUGUUCGGUCCAAUAAAGAAACAUUUAACAGGAUCACAUAAAACAGUGCAAUACUGAUAGAGUAGCACAUUACACACAAUAACAAGCAAGGUUGAGAUAA
Molecule: messenger RNA, 2821 nt
Organism: Cheilinus undulatus (humphead wrasse)
Lineage: Eukaryota; Metazoa; Chordata; Actinopteri; Labriformes; Labridae
Gene: tmigd1
Product: transmembrane and immunoglobulin domain containing 1
Exons: 6
Coding region: 91-843 (250 amino acids)
Biological process (GO): cell-cell adhesion
Cellular component (GO): cell-cell junction
Molecular function (GO): cell adhesion molecule binding
Source: RefSeq, a predicted model, not a curated record